Messenger RNA from Echinococcus granulosus, 579 nucleotides. RefSeq names its product Ankyrin repeat and SOCS box protein. NCBI's taxonomy places the organism in Eukaryota, Metazoa, Platyhelminthes, Cestoda, Cyclophyllidea, Taeniidae. The record is from RefSeq and is a predicted model, not a curated record. The transcript is spliced from 4 exons. Gene Ontology annotation, molecular function: protein binding. Bases 1 to 579 code for a protein of 192 amino acids.
AUGGUGACUCAAAUGGUGCAGAGAGAGAGCAAGGAAAAGGCAAACGCAUUUACUGGAACCACCUAUCCGUCCAUGACAGCAGUGAUUCAGGCCGUGAAGUCAGGCACCUCGGAAGACCUCGCGCGACUGGUCCAUCGAGGUGAGGAGGUGAAUAGGACCGACGUGAAUGGCUUUACUGCCCUCCACUCAGCCUGCGAGCGUCGGAAACUCAACGAACUUAGCCUUCUCAUCGAGUACAACGCUAAUGUCAACCAUCCAACAAAGUAUCAACAAUACAUGCAAGUGGAAUACCUCUACUCCUUUGGUUUGUUCCUGCAGAUGGAGCAAGCCUGUCCCCUCCACCUGGCAGCGAAAGCGGGCUUUGUGGAGGGAGUGAUUCGACUGCUGCAGGGUUAUGCCAAUCUCGAGGCUGUGGAUAAGAAUGGUCUCACGCCUCUCCUUGUCGGCUGUCGUGAAUCCAAAGCCGAUGUGGUCAGCGUUCUCAUUGAGGCCGGUGCAAAUGUCAAUCACAUCUCCUUCUUUUUGUUCUUGCACACCCAUGUAGCUAUGGCGACACUUCUCCCACCAAAGAAAAAGUAA